Messenger RNA from Aspergillus tanneri, 1608 nucleotides. RefSeq names its product putative general amidase. The record is from RefSeq and is a predicted model, not a curated record. Bases 1 to 1608 code for a protein of 535 amino acids. The transcript is spliced from 3 exons. NCBI's taxonomy places the organism in Eukaryota, Fungi, Ascomycota, Eurotiomycetes, Eurotiales, Aspergillaceae.
AUGACUACCUCAACCUGGCAAGAGAAGGCUGCUCUCAAGGCGUCACAGGCCGCGGAGAAGAUCCCCGAGAAGUGGAGACUACCAGUCAGUCUUGUACAGUCCUUGAAGGAUGCCACUAGUGUUCUGGAUAUCCCCUCAAAAUGUGGUAUUUUGACCGAGAGGGAGAGCCAUAUCACCGAGAAUUAUGAUGCCACCGCUCUACUCGCAAAGCUUGCCAGUCGGGAGUUCAGCUCAGCCGAGGUUACUACGGCGUUUUCCAAACGCGCUGCAAUUGCCCAGCAGCUAACAGGCUGUUUAACUGAGACCUUCUUCGAUAUGGCGCUCAGCAGGGCACAGGAGCUGGAUGAUCAUUUAGCGAAAACAGGACAAAUUGUUGGCCCUUUGCAUGGGCUUCCUGUCAGUCUCAAAGAGUCAUUCAGCGUCACCGGGAUUCAUACUUCACUUGGAUAUGUUUCCUUCCUUGAUCAACCACCCAAAUCGGAAAAUUCGACCUUGGUCGAGAUCCUUAUUUCUGCCGGAGCCGUCCUUUACGUCAAGACCAAUAUUCCACAGACGAUGAUGACGGCAGACUCUCACAACAAUGUCUUUGGUCGUGUGCUCAAUCCACAUCGCCUGAAUCUCACGGCCGGUGGGAGCAGUGGAGGCGAAGGAGCAUUGCUAGCCUUGCGAGGGUCCGUGCUAGGGAUCGGAACCGAUAUUGGAGGAUCUAUCCGAAUCCCAGCUCUCUGUUGCGGUGUGUUUGGUUUUAAACCUUCUAGCAGUCGAGUGCCUUAUGGUGGCCAAACCGCAGCAGGACAUACGGGGAUGACUAGCAUUCUUCCAGUUGCCGGACCACUGUGUCACUCGAUUAGAGACGCGGAGCUCCUUCUCAAACUGGUGUUCAAUUCGAACGCUGCAGACCUUGAUGACGUAUUGGGUGUGCCGUGGGCUAGCCCUCAGCAAAAGUCGGCUCUCACAAUUGGCAUAAUGCCGGAGGAUCCACUGUUUCCAUUACAUCCGCCAAUGCAGCGAACUAUGAAAAAUGUGAUAAGCAAAUUGGAGGCGUGUGGUCACUACGUUGUUGAUUUAUCGAGUCAGAUGCCGUCCUUGACUGAGGUAGCAAACGUGUCUUUCCGCUAUUUCGCCAUGGAUCCCGACCAAGUCGCGUUGAAUAAUAUUAGGAGGAGUGGUGAACCAUUCGUUCCGUCACUCAAAUCCACUUAUGACCUAGCGGCUGAUCUCCCGGAGCCGGACUUGCGUCAACUUCUAGAGUUGAAUGUAGUUCGUAAAGCGCUAAUUGCGCAAAUGCGUCGUGUGUUUACUGAAAAGAAACUGGACCUUAUUGUGGGACCAGGCUACCAAAGCCCUGCAGUUCCUCAUGAUAAAUAUGGUAUGCCCAUAUACACGGUCAUCUGCAAUCUAUUUAACAAUCCUGCCUGUGUACUUCCAUAUGGCCAUGCAGAUCAAGCUGCAGAUGCGGACUUUGUCCGAGAUGUACACUAUAAGCCGGAGUAUUUACCACAGGAAAUUGAAGGUGCACCAUGCCAUGUACAGCUGUUCGGUAGGCCAAUGAAGGACGAACAGCUUCUCCAGGACACAAUGAUCAUAGAAAAAGCGCUAAGAGACUGA